Messenger RNA from Chaetura pelagica (chimney swift), 2505 nucleotides. It is a transcript of the gene CDH17, whose product is annotated as cadherin 17, LI cadherin (liver-intestine). Bases 1 to 2505 code for a protein of 834 amino acids. Gene Ontology annotation, biological process: cell morphogenesis; adherens junction organization; homophilic cell-cell adhesion. The record is from RefSeq and is a predicted model, not a curated record. The transcript has 17 exons. Gene Ontology annotation, molecular function: calcium ion binding; cadherin binding. Lineage: Eukaryota; Metazoa; Chordata; Aves; Apodiformes; Apodidae. Gene Ontology annotation, cellular component: catenin complex; plasma membrane; adherens junction.
AUGUUUAAGCUGUGUGGACUUCAAUAUCUGCUCGUCAUUCACUUGGCUCUGUGCCAGAAUUUGGGGGACCUGCAUGUUAGUGGGCCUCUGAAGGACAUGGAUUUCUAUAUUCCAGAAGGAGGGGGAAUGCGCUUCAUUUACCAGUUCACACUUGAGCCACCUGCUGUGACUUUCAGACUGAGUGGUGAAAAAGAUGGAAUAAUUGACAUUGGGCCACGGACAGGCAUCCUGUAUCUCAAUGGGUCUCUGGACUGGGAGACCAAACCAGUGCACAAGCUGCAGGUGGAAAGUCUGGAUGAAAAGGGAGAUAAAGUAAAAGGCCCAUAUGCUGUUACAAUAUAUGUGGAGGAUAUAAAUGACAACCCACCAAAAUUUGACCAGACAAAGUACACUGGAGUAGUGAGGCAGAACUCCCGGCCAGGCAAGCCCUUCAUGUCCGUCCAUGCCACUGAUGCAGAUGAUCCUUCAACUCCCCACGCACAGCUGACCUACAGCAUUCUCCAUCAUUUCCCCAAUCCUUACACAGAAAUGCUUUUCCAGAUCGAUAACGUAACAGGCGCAAUCUCACCAAGUAAGGCAGGCUCUUAUUACUUAGAUCCUCAAAAGCAGGACACCUUCACACUCGUUGUCACUGUGAAGGACAUGGCAGGGAUGACAACAAAUGCUUUCACCAGCAGUGCUGAUGUGAUCAUCACUGUGAAGGAGAGCCUGUGGAAAGCUCCCUCCACCAUUCACCUCCAAGAAAACUCAACCACGGAGUACCCUGUUGCCAUCAGCCAGGUGCACUCAAAUGAGCCAGAUGUAAUUUAUGACCUUUUUGAAAAAGAAAAGCUGCCCAGGCUCCCAUUUUCCAUUGAUCAGAAAGGGACUAUUUAUGUGACUGAACCCCUGGACAGGGAAGAAGAUGAUAGUUAUACUUUCUUUGUGGUCACAAAAGAUAGCACAGGAGAACUGGUGGACAAGCCUCUGCAGAUUCAUGUUAUCGUAGAUGACAUUAACGACAAUCCCCCUGUGUGCCAGGAGGCUGUCACGUUAAUUGAAGUUCAAGAAAAUGAAGGUGGAGGAAGUAAUAUUGGCACCCUGAUUGCUACGGACAUGGAUGAGGAGAACACCCUUAACUCUCGUUUGCAGUUCAAAAUUGAAAGUCAGGUUCCUGCUGUUCCUGCGAGUAACCUGUUCUUCAUUCAGCAAGACACAGGGGUUCUGCAGUUAACCAGCCGCUCGUUGAACAAGCGCAUUGCAUCCAACUACUCCUUGAAGGUGCUGGUGACAGAUACAGUAUUCCAAACAAUCUGUGAAGUAGAAAUACAUGUCAUCGACAUCAAUGAUCAGAUUCCCAUCUUUGAAAAAUCAGAUUAUGACAAUGUGACUGUUGCAGAAAGUGUCCCAGUAGGAACAGUGAUAUUAGAAAUUCAAGCUACAGACGGAGAUGAACCUUUCACAGGGAGUUCCCACAUAGUUUACCAAGUGAAGGAAGGAGAUCCAAGCAACACAUUCAUCAUAGAGACAGAUCCUGAAACAAACCGAGGGUUUGUCAAGAUUAACAAGGCUCUUGAUUUUGAAACACACCCAAUGUACAACCUGGUGAUCAAUGCCACAAACCCAGAACCCUUGGUGACAGGCGUGCAGUACAACUCAAGCUCCCUUGCUUUGUUCAAAGUUUUUGUAACAAAUGAGGAUGAGCCACCUGUUUUCCACAAGACAGUUUACAAAGAAGAAGUGUCUGAAGACAUUCCUGUCAACACCCUGCUGGUGACGGUGGAGGCCUAUGAUCCAGAGGGGGAUGCUGUACGAUACUCCUUAGAAGGUGAUGUGAGGAAAUGGCUGAGAAUUGAUUCAGCCACUGGGCAGAUAUACACUGCUUCCCCUUUGGAUCGAGAACAGCAAGAAAUAUACACAGUUGAUGUUGUUGCAUCAGAGCUAAAUAACACAGCUCAGAAGUCCCAGGCAACCGUGGUCCUGCACUUACGUGAUGUGAAUGACAACCCUCCAUGGAUAGCUAUGGAUUCUCCUCCCUUCUUCUGCCACCCACUCAGUGGAGGAGAGAGAACUUUAAUUCAAGCUACUGAUGCUGAUGAACAGUAUUAUUUCUCAACAUUUACUUUUUCUCUUGCUGAUGAUAUGGAUACGAAAAGUAAUUGGGAAGUCUCGAAAGUCAAUGCUACUCAUGCUUACCUCUCUCCAAAACAUACUAACUUUGAAGAGAAGGUGUAUUAUGUUCCAGUAAUAAUUAAUGACAAUGGAAAACCGCCUUUGGAAAACAGAGUGCAUCUUGAAGUCAACUUCUGCAAGUGUUCAAGUGAAAACUCAUGUUUUAUCGAAGUAGAUCGUCAGCACUACUGGCCAACUGUUGGCCAGGCAGUUGGGAUUCUUUUUGGGGUCCUGCUCAUCAUUGGUUUAAUUGUAGGAGGUGUGUUUCUUCACAUGAAAUACAAGGAGAAAAAUGAACAGACAAGCCAUCAGAAAGACGCAAUGGAUAAGUCUGAACUCAAUAGACUCGCCUAA